This is a messenger RNA of Gekko japonicus, 1548 nucleotides long. The record is from the annotation of a RefSeq genome assembly. NCBI's taxonomy places the organism in Eukaryota, Metazoa, Chordata, Lepidosauria, Squamata, Gekkonidae.
AUAUUCACCCGUUGAUUUCUCUCAACAAACCAUAAGGAUAUCGGCACCCUCUAUUUACUGUUUGGUGUCUGGGCCGGCAUGGUCGGCACCGCAUUAAGUCUUCUUAUUCGCGCUGAACUGAGUCAGCCCGGUGCCCUCCUCGGCGACGAUCAGAUUUACAACGUCAUUGUCACCGCCCACGCAUUCGUAAUAAUUUUUUUUAUAGUAAUACCGGUCAUGAUCGGCGGCUUCGGUAAUUGACUCGUACCCCUUAUAAUCGGCGCACCUGACAUGGCCUUCCCACGAAUAAACAACAUAAGCUUCUGACUUCUGCCCCCCUCUCUACUACUUCUACUCGCCUCCUCUGGAGUGGAGGCCGGCGCUGGCACCGGUUGGACUGUAUACCCCCCACUCGCAGCAAACCUCGCACACGCCGGCGCCUCCGUCGACCUCGUUAUCUUUUCAUUGCAUUUGGCCGGGGUCUCGUCAAUUCUUGGUGCAAUCAACUUCAUUACCACCUGUAUUAAUAUAAAAUCCACACCUAUAACACAAUACAACACGCCCCUGUUUAUUUGAUCAGUUCUAAUCACUGCCGUACUACUCUUGCUCGCUUUGCCAGUAUUAGCGGCCGGAAUUACCAUACUUCUAACCGAUCGUAAUCUCAACACCACUUUUUUUGAUCCAGCUGGGGGCGGCGACCCCGUACUGUAUCAACAUCUAUUUUGAUUCUUCGGUCACCCAGAGGUAUAUAUUUUAAUUCUCCCCGGUUUCGGCAUAGUAUCUCAUAUUAUCACAUAUUAUGCAGGGAAAAAGGAGCCCUUCGGCUACAUAGGAAUGGUCUGAGCCAUGAUAUCAAUUGGCUUUUUAGGCUUUAUCGUAUGGGCCCACCACAUAUUUACCGUAGGCAUAGAUGUGGACACACGGGCCUAUUUUACCUCUGCAACAAUAAUUAUCGCAAUCCCAACAGGGGUAAAAGUGUUUAGCUGACUAGCCACUCUGCAUGGGGGCAUAAUCAAAUGGGACACCCCCCUAUUAUGAGCAAUGGGUUUUAUCUUCCUCUUCACUGUGGGCGGACUUACUGGAGUUAUCCUAGCCAACUCAUCAUUGGACAUCGUCCUACACGACACCUACUAUGUAGUUGCACACUUUCACUAUGUCCUAUCAAUAGGCGCUGUGUUUGCUAUCAUGGGGGGCUUUGUACAUUGAUUUCCACUAUUUACAGGAUUUUCACUUCACCCAACAUGAACAAAGGUCCACUUCGGAUUAAUGUUUAUUGGCGUCAACCUCACAUUUUUCCCACAACAUUUCCUAGGUCUCGCCGGCAUACCACGACGAUAUUCGGACUACCCAGAUGCUUACACAUUAUGAAACGCUGCCUCCUCAGUUGGCUCCUUAAUCUCUAUAGCAGGAGCAAUAAUCAUAACCUUUAUUAUCUGGGAGGCACUAACUGCCAAGCGCACUCCAACACCCACAACACUUGUAUCCUCAAACCCAGAGUGACUAUACGGCUGCCCACCGCCAUACCACACCCAUGAAGAACCAAUCUUAACCCACACACCUCUUAAAAGA